Mesitornis unicolor (brown roatelo) is the source of this 1251-nucleotide messenger RNA. Its product is annotated as leukocyte elastase inhibitor-like. Bases 1 to 1251 code for a protein of 416 amino acids. The record is from RefSeq and is a predicted model, not a curated record. NCBI's taxonomy places the organism in Eukaryota, Metazoa, Chordata, Aves, Mesitornithiformes, Mesitornithidae. Gene Ontology annotation, molecular function: serine-type endopeptidase inhibitor activity. The transcript is spliced from 7 exons. Gene Ontology annotation, biological process: negative regulation of endopeptidase activity.
AUGGGCUCCAUUUCUAGACCAAUUACUGAGUUUUGCCUUGAUCUCUACAAUAAGCUCAACAGAAAUGCAGAGGACACAAACAUCGUCUUCUCUCCAAUGAGCAUCUCUGUUGCCCUGGCUCUGGUUUGUCUAGGUGCACAAAACAACACUGCUGCUCAGAUAGAAAAAGUGCUCCACAUUAGGAAAGCUGAAGAAAGAAUGAGUCUUGGAGCUGACCUCGAGAAUGCAGCCUCAGAAAUGGAGCCAGAACUAAGCCAGGAAAGAUCGUCAUCCCUCUCACAGUGUAACGAGGAUGGGGACUUUAACCAUAAAGCAUUUCAGGCGCUCCUUUUACAACUACAAAACCUUGGUGAAAGAUAUGUUUUAACCCUGGCCAACAAUCUCUUUAUACAACAAGGAUUUGAGCUUCGGCAGCAAUUUCUAAUGUGUGCUAAGGAACUGUAUGGAGCAGUGCUGCAAACAGUGGACUUUCAUGGUGCUGUUGAAGCUGCCAGAUUAAAAAUUAACACCUGGGUUGAAAGUGAGACACAAGGUAAAAUCAAGGAACUCUUUGCUCCUGGGGUGAUCGACGUACAUGCAUUGCUGGUGCUGGUGAAUGUAAUCUACUUUAAAGCAACCUGGGAACACAAGUUUGAGGAACAAAAAACAGUACAGAGAGAUUUUAAACUGAAUCAGAAUGAGAAGAAGCCUGUGCAGAUGAUGUAUCAGAAAGGCAUGUUUAAAUUAGGCUACAUAGAGGAGAUUGGUACUCAGGUCCUUGAACUCCCUUAUGCUGAGAAGACGCUGAGCAUGAUCAUCCUGCUGCCAGGUGACACGGCUGAUGGAUCUACCAGUGGGCUAGAGCAGAUUGAAAGCACAAUGACCUAUGAAAAUUUAAAGCUGUGGGCCUCUUCAGAGCACAUGUUUGAGACAAGAGUGGAGGUAUACCUCCCCCGAUUCAAGCUUGAAGGCACCUUUAACCUCAAUGAGGUAUUACAAGAGAUGGGCAUGACUGACAUCUUCAAUGAAUCAAAAGCUGAUCUUUCUGCAAUGUCGUUUGCAAAAUCUCUGGUGCUGUCAGACGUUGUCCAUAAGACGUUUGUGGAAGUCAAUGAGGAAGGCACUGUAGCAGCAGCUGGUACAGGAGCUGCCAUUGUGAGGAGGUCUCUGCCUCUCAUAGAGUUGUUUAUAGCUGACCACCCUUUCUUAUUCUUUAUUAGACACAAUCCUACCAAUAUCAUUCUUUUCUUUGGCAAGCUCUGUUCACCUUAA